Messenger RNA from Tarenaya hassleriana, 2965 nucleotides. RefSeq names its product serine/threonine-protein kinase STY46. The transcript is spliced from 16 exons. Gene Ontology annotation, molecular function: protein kinase activity; ATP binding. The record is from RefSeq and is a predicted model, not a curated record. Lineage: Eukaryota; Viridiplantae; Streptophyta; Magnoliopsida; Brassicales; Cleomaceae. Gene Ontology annotation, biological process: protein phosphorylation. Bases 1035 to 2774 code for a protein of 579 amino acids.
AUCGUAUGUUUUUUUUUUUUAAUUUUAAUUUUUUUUUGAUAACCAAGAGGUUCACCUGUGCCUUCGGCCCAACCUACAUCCCCUCAGGCCCGGGAGCAGUGACAGGGACCCAGAGAGCAACACCCUCCCAACCGAGAAAACACUCCCUCCCUCCCCAGCAGCUGGAUUCGAACUGGUGACCGGGGCCCCAAGAGCAACACCCUUUCAACCACUCGCCCACUACUUACUGGGUUUUAAUUUUAAUUUGUUAUAAUAAAUGAAUGAUUUGAAAUAUAAAUGGUUGGAAAUCGCACACACAUGUGAGAUGAAAUGUGUAGUAUUCCGUGAAAGAAAAGAAGAAGAAGAAGUGCGAUGUCGUGAUCAUUUUUUUUUUUUUUUUUUGCAGAGGAGCGCUUCCAUAACAAUUACGUAUUAAUAAAUCUUAUCCUGUAGAUUUAAAUAAAAGCCUUUUUUUAAUUAUUAUUAGAUGGUGCAUGUGGGGUAAGACUAGAUCUAGAAACAUUAUUUACUUUUAAAAAAAAACGAGAUAUCUUUUUUUUUUUCCAAAUUCGAAAUAUUGGAUUUAGGGGAGUGUGGGGUCACAUUCCAAACAGCGAAUCUUCGGGGUUGGGUUGGGUCGGAUUUUCACUUGUUUAUGUUAAUUAAUCACACGAUUACCUUGAUUUCUAACUAAAUUAACGUUAUGAUAUUGAAGGCCCGAAAUACCCAUCAUGCCCUUACAGGAUUAGCAUCAUCCCCAGGGUCGCCACGUCGGCAUGACUCGUUCUCCCUCACUACGCCGUCGUUUCACAAACCCCCCGAGGAGGAGGAGGGAGAGGAGGACGACGACGACGACGUUGAAGAGAUAAAAACCUAAAGGACGACCUCUUCUCCAUUCCUCUGAAUUUCGGUUUCUUCUCUUCAGUCCAUGGGAUCCCCGAUUCCAUACCAAAUCUUCUUAUAACCCAAUCAGACCCCCACGUUCAAAUACAAGAGAUCAUCAUCCAUCACGCGCUUUUCCUCCUCCUCUUCCUCUUCUCUCUUCUCCCUCCUCAAUGGUGAUGGAGAACAAUGAAAGCUGCGGCAGCCGAGUUUCAAGCGACGCCACGCCCACUUCUCAGUCCGCGUUGGACCGUCGCCAGCGGCUCAAGGUCGACGUUUACAAUGAGGUUCUCCGUCGUCUCCGGGAUUCUCACACUGAGGAAGCUGAUCGGCCUGGGUUUGAAGACGAGCUCUGGGCGCAUUUUAAUCGCCUCCCCACUCGGUAUGCUUUGGAUGUGAAUGUAGAGAGGGCAGAAGAUGUGCUGAUGCACAAGAGAUUGUUACAUUUGGCUCAUGAUCCUGCAAAUAGGCCCGCCAUCGAAGUUCGUCUCGUUCAGGUUCAACCAUCUGGGAUCUCAGCUGACUCUGCUCCCUCAGACUCACUUGGUAACGAAGGUGAUCAAAGUUCUCCUAGACUCUCUGUCCGAAAAAGUAUUCAUCCACCACCUGCAUUUGGUUCAUCUCCUAAUCUUGAAGCCCUUGUACUUGCAACAAGUAGAUCUGAAGAUGAUGAGGGUGAAAACUCUGUGCAUGCCAAUUCACUGUAUUCACGGCCCUUGCAUGAGAUUACUUUUUCCACGGAAGACAAACCCAAACUUCUCUGUCAGUUGACUGCCUUGCUUGCUGAGCUUGGGCUGAACAUUCAAGAAGCACAUGCUUUUUCUACAACCGAUGGCUUCUCGCUUGAUGUCUUUGUUGUUGAUGGUUGGCCAUAUGAGGAAAUAGACAGAUUGAGAAUAGCUUUGGAGAAAGAAGCGGCAAAGAUCGAGUUGCAGAAUCAAAUAUGGCCAACGCAGCAAUCACCUUCUCCUAACAUGGAAAAAGAUCAAACAGAUGCCAAAAAGGGCAACGAUCAUGUUGCAAUACCCAAUGAUGGAACUGAUGUUUGGGAAAUCAACCUGAAACACUUAAAGUUUGAGAACAAAAUUGCAUCUGGUUCAUACGGAGAUCUGUACAAAGGAACAUAUUGUAGUCAGGAAGUUGCCAUCAAAGUCCUCAAGCCCGAGCGUCUAGAUUCUGAGUUAGAGAAAGAGUUUGCCCAGGAAGUCUUCAUUAUGAGGAAAGUCCGACACAAGAAUGUUGUACAGUUCAUUGGAGCAUGCACCAAGCCUCCACAUUUGUGUAUUGUUACAGAAUUCAUGCCUGGUGGAAGUGUAUACGACUAUCUACAUAAACAAAAAGGCAUCUUUAAACUUCCAGCUUUGCUUAAAGUAGCAAUUGAUGUCUCCAAAGGAAUGAAUUACCUGCACCAGAAUAACAUAAUUCACAGAGAUUUGAAGGCUGCCAAUCUUCUAAUGGAUGAAAACGAGAUGGUCAAGGUUGCGGACUUUGGGGUGGCCAGAGUGAAAGCUCAAACUGGCGUUAUGACUGCUGAAACUGGAACGUAUCGGUGGAUGGCUCCAGAGGUUAUAGAGCACAAGCCGUAUGAUCACAAGGCCGAUGUCUUCAGCUUUGGUAUUGUGAUAUGGGAGUUGUUGACCAGCAAGCUUCCAUACGAAUACUUGACGCCAUUGCAGGCAGCUGUAGGAGUUGUCCAAAAGGGGUUAAGGCCAACAAUACCGAAGAACACGCAUCCGAAAAUAGGGGAGUUACUAGAGAGAUGCUGGCAACAGGAUCCGGAACUGAGACCGGACUUCUCGGAGAUACUAGGAAUUCUGCAGCACAUUGCCAAGGAGGUGGGGGAAGAGAACGAGGAGAAGAGGAGGUCGACGGGAGGUAUCUUCUCGGCCCUGAGGAGAAGCAGCCACCACUGAAACAACAAUCCCUUUUCACUUUGGUGUGGGACUGUGACUGACUCUCUAUUGUUUAUUUAUAUUUUUGGUGAGAGCUACACUCUCGUGAUUCUUCUUGUUUCAUGUCUUUUAUAAAAUUGGUUUAUUUGGUCCAUUGUAAGUUGUAACACAACAUCUAUUGCUGUAUUAAUUCAAGGCAUGUGGUGAAGGUG